AAAAAUUGUUCAUCACCUCCUUCCACGCCCCUUAGGCCCUCACUCACAAUUCACAACUGCCUUUUUUCUUCUCUGCGGACUAAAACACUUCCACGUCUCUCCUUUGCUUUCCCUUCAUUUAACAAAAGAAAGAAGCUGAAACCCAGAAAAUUUGAGCAGAAAAAAGGGAAAAAAGGAUGGCUGUCUUGAAACUUCAAAGCCUAAAACCCAGACCCAUUUCGGAGUUAUCAAUGAAAGUGGGUUCGAUUCGGUGCUACGUAAGCAGCUGCAGGGCGGUGUUGCUGCCUCGGUUCGGUGGACCUGAGGUGUUGCAGCUCCGACCCGAUGUGCCUGUUCCUGAUCUUAAGCCCAAUGAAGUUCUGGUUCGAGCCCGAGCUGUUUCUAUCAACCCCCUUGAUACCAGAAUACGAUCGGGCUAUGGUCGUUCCAUAUUCGAGCCGCUUCUACCCCUCAUUUUGGGUCGUGAUGUUAGUGGUGAAGUUGCAGCUGUUGGUGCUUCAGUGAAGUCACUGACUGUAGGGCAGGAAGUUUUUGGUGCUCUGCAUCCAACUGCUCUGAGGGGUACAUACACAGACUAUGCUAUUCUUACCGAGGACGAGCUUUCUCCGAAACCAGCUUCAUUGACUCAUGUGGAAGCAAGUGCCAUUCCAUUUGCUGCAUUGACUGCAUGGCGUGCCUUAAAAUGUACUGCAAGGAUAACUGAAGGGCAAAGGCUGUUAGUAAUAGGUGGCGGAGGUGCAGUAGGUUUUUCUGCCAUUCAGAUCGCGGUUGCUGCAGGGUGCCAUGUUACAACUACUUGUGGAAAUCAAAGUAUAAGUCGAUUAAUUGCAGCAGGUGCUGAGCAGGCUGUUGAUUACACUUCCGAGGAUAUUGAGUCAGUAAUUAAGGAAAAAUUCGAUGCUGUCCUAGACACCAUUGGUGUGCCAGAGACAGAAAGAAUAGGCAUCAAUCUUUUGAAUAGGGGUGGGCACUAUAUGACACUUCAGGGAGAGGCAGCAGCACUGAGCGACAGGUAUGGACUACCGAUUGGGCUUCCUGCAGCUACAGCUGUUUUAUUCAAGAAAAGGAUUCAAUGCAAAUUUUCUCACGGAAUAGAAUAUUCAUGGAUAUACAUGAGGGCGGACUCGGAAGGUUUACAUGAGAUACGCAGAUUAUCGGAAGCCGGGAAGCUGAGUAUACCGGUGGAGAAAACAUUUUCAAUAACACAAGUAAGAGAGGCUCAUGAAGCUAAGGACAAGAAACAAAUCCUUGGUAAAGUAGUGCUGGAACUUGACUAAAGUAAGUUUUACAACAUCACAAAUAACUUGGAAUUUUUUUCUUCUAAAUGUUCCUUUCAACAUAAAUUUGAUAGAAUAUAUGAUGCUGAGGACGUUGUAUAUAAUGUUGGAAUUCUUCAGGUAUUAGCCUUCAGUGUCCUGUCGGAAUCUGUAAAUACUUUGAGCAUCAACGUUUUUGUUUCGUUUUUCUUCCUUCAUUUUACUGAAAAUGUUAUACAGUUGAACACUUUGAAUCAGAAAAAUGGAAUUCAUUUAAAA
Messenger RNA from Gossypium raimondii (Peruvian cotton), 1535 nucleotides. RefSeq lists its product as uncharacterized. NCBI's taxonomy places the organism in Eukaryota, Viridiplantae, Streptophyta, Magnoliopsida, Malvales, Malvaceae. Gene Ontology annotation, molecular function: oxidoreductase activity. The record is from RefSeq and is a predicted model, not a curated record. The transcript has 7 exons. The coding region runs from base 177 to 1277 and encodes 366 amino acids.